AUGACUAAUCGUCCAACUCUAGCACAAAUUGAAACCUUAGUUGAAUUUUUAGAACAAAACGUCGGAAUUGCGAAAGGUCUGCUACGGACAAAUCAAGCAAAAAUGGAAAUAAAGAGGCAAUGGGCAUCUGUAGCUAUAACUUUAAAUUCAUUGGGAGGAGCAAACAAAGAUGGGCAAGGUUGGGCUAAAUAUUGGGCAGAGAAGAAAUGUGCCUUGAAAAAAUUGUGUGCUCAGCACAGCAAUUCCAUGAGACGCACUGGUGGUGGUUCUGCUGAUGACCUGUCCAUGUUAUCAGACUUGGAUAAGAGAUUGGUGGCAGUUAUGGGUGGUCAAGAGUUUGCUGUUGGAGAUUCUCAACUUGCAGUUGAUCCUUUUCACCACACGGAACAUCAAAUGACACAAUCAGUGCCUGCGGCUUCACCAGCAGAAAAUGUAAAUUUAGGUUUAGAAAAUCAAGCAGCGGUGAUAGGAAGUUGUACUUCCCCUAUUCCUGGCACCUCCCAGGAUACACUACAAUCACCUCCGCGUAAAAAAUCAAAACUUAAAUCCAUGCCACAUGUCAGGCAAUGUCGUUCUGUCACAAGAAAUAAUAAAGACAUGGAACGGCUGGUACAAAUUGAGGAGCAGCGUGAAAAUGUGUACCAUCAAUGCAACCCAAAACAGCUGGUAUAUUAA
Molecule: messenger RNA, 675 nt
Organism: Parnassius apollo (apollo)
Lineage: Eukaryota; Metazoa; Arthropoda; Insecta; Lepidoptera; Papilionidae
Source: the annotation of a GenBank genome assembly